CGCGGAAUAGCCCCGUUGCAACAUUGACCGCAUUCAAAUUGUCAUCUUUGUUUUAAUAUUGUGCGGUUUUUCUUAAAACAAAAAAACAUUAAUUACCAAAAAUACUCCAAAAUGAACGUGGCAUUAAUUUUCGCAUUAACAAUUUCGCUGUUCCCCAUUUCGCACUGCCACAACAAAUACACCGCUGAAGCCAACGCGAACAAAAAAUUAAAAAACGACGACAUGGACUUUCGGCCCGUGAGCCUGAAACACCUGGACAAGCCCUUCAGGAUGGCCAAACUAAACCUACUGUGGUCGAAGGCAGUCGUGAGGUUAUCUGAACCCAAACUGAAGUCGCUAUUUGGCGAGUUGAAGCUGCACGACAAGGAGGAAAUAACGUGGAAGCACCUGAAAGCCGACGGGAAGGACAAAGACGGGCUGAAGGAGGCCGAAUUGCGGAAAAAACUGAUAACAAUUAUGGGAAACUACAACUUAUUGGAUCAGGCAGAUGAUGUGAAUGAUGCGUCCAAAUAUAGAGCGCAUAAACCGUUGAAUGAAGCGUCCGACAAAUAUCUCAAUAAGAGUUUCUUCAAGGAUAAGAAGUUGAAUAAGUUGUGGGAGAAGGCGGAAACUGCGGGGUUUACCCCAGAGGAAUUGGCGGCUUUGAAGGAGGAGUUCGGGCACCACCAGGACAAAGUGGAUCAGUAUUAUGCGCUGUUGCACGACGUUAAAGGGGGCGAAGACAAGGAUGACGGAAUUGCGAAUUCUGUUGACGAAAAUCUGGACAAAUACAACACCAUUGAGAGUUUAGAGGAUGAAAAACCUAAUAAGGAUUACCUUGAUAAGGUGAAUCUUCUCAGGGAAAAACACCGCGAUAUUCGCGAUGGUUAUGAUCGCCUGUUUGUUCUGGCCGCUAAAGGACCCAGCAGCAAAGAGUUUGUGGAACCCAAGGUUCAAGGGUUGUGGAAAAUCGCGCUUGAGUCGAAUUUUCAACCAGAUGAGCUGGAAUCACUCAGGGUUGAACUUCUUCACUAUGAAAACCGGUUGUUGAAAUUGAGGCAUCUGCAGGCAGAAGCGGCUUUGAAGGAAGAUUGGCGUAAGAGGAAAGUGGAAAUGGCUGGCGGUAAAACAGACGGGAUGGUGUUGAUGGAAGAUACAAUCAAAAAGCAUGCUAGAAAGGUGGAGAAGAUCCAUCUGGAUCUUGAAACUAGAAUAAUGCAGAAGCAUAUUGAGCUAUAAUCGUCGUUUGGUGUGUUAACAGAGAGAUCUUUAUACUUUUGUAUUGUAAAAACUAAAGAAUUUAUUAAUAUAACGUGUCAAAACUUUACUAUAAAA
Molecule: messenger RNA, 1314 nt
Organism: Zophobas morio
Lineage: Eukaryota; Metazoa; Arthropoda; Insecta; Coleoptera; Tenebrionidae
Product: alpha-2-macroglobulin receptor-associated protein
Exons: 3
Coding region: 112-1218 (368 amino acids)
Biological process (GO): regulation of receptor-mediated endocytosis
Cellular component (GO): endomembrane system; endoplasmic reticulum
Molecular function (GO): receptor antagonist activity; heparin binding; low-density lipoprotein particle receptor binding
Source: RefSeq, a predicted model, not a curated record